Messenger RNA from Labrus bergylta (ballan wrasse), 947 nucleotides. It is a transcript of the gene prdx3, whose product is annotated as peroxiredoxin 3. Gene Ontology annotation, cellular component: cytosol; mitochondrion. The record is from RefSeq and is a predicted model, not a curated record. Lineage: Eukaryota; Metazoa; Chordata; Actinopteri; Labriformes; Labridae. Gene Ontology annotation, biological process: response to oxidative stress; hydrogen peroxide catabolic process; cell redox homeostasis. Gene Ontology annotation, molecular function: thioredoxin peroxidase activity.
CAGGUUGACUUCAACCACGUGAACCUUAAGACCUGCUCGACCCGCCCUCUUCUGACAUAAUUCAAAAUGGCAGCCACCAUCGGUAGACUCCUCGGGACCUCUGCAAGGGUUGCAGCUGGAGGGUUAAAGGUCACAGCAGCCUGUCAACAUGGACUAUCUGGGUCUGCAAGAACUCUCAUGAGUCCGGCACUUCAGAAGGCCUGUUUCUCUACCAGCACAUCCAAAUGGGCCGCUGCUGUCACUCAACCGGCUCCAGCCUUUAAGGCCACAGCAGUCAGCCACGGGGAGUUCAAGGAUUUGAGCCUCGCUGAUUUCAAGGGAAAAUACCUGGUCCUCUUCUUCUACCCACUGGAUUUCACCUUUGUGUGUCCAACAGAAAUCAUCUCAUUCAGUGACAAAGCCAGUGAGUUCCACGAUGUAAACUGUGAGGUGGUGGGUGUCUCUGUAGACUCUCACUUUACUCACCUGGCAUGGAUCAACACUCCACGCAAGACUGGAGGCUUGGGGAACAUCCACAUCCCUUUGCUGUCAGACCUCAACAAACAGAUCUCCAGAGACUACGGGGUGCUGCUGGAGGGUCCAGGCAUUGCACUGAGGGGCCUGUUCAUUAUUGAUCCAAAUGGUGUGGUGAAGCACAUGAGUGUGAACGACCUUCCCGUGGGUCGUUGUGUAGAAGAGACACUGCGUUUAGUGAAAGCCUUCCAGUUUGUGGAAACCCAUGGCGAGGUUUGUCCAGCCAGCUGGACCCCCAAGUCCCCAACGAUCAAACCAACCCCAGAAGGUUCUAAGGAGUACUUUGAGAAAGUCAACUAAGACAAAGAUGACAGCUCUUCCAAUCCAAAACCUGUGUACACUUAGUUUACCAUUUAAGUUGUCUUUACUCGUACAAAUCAGAACACACUAAUAAAUCUAUUCUUUAUAAAAUAAAGCUUUUUGUGUAUCAUGUG